Molecule: messenger RNA, 3891 nt
Organism: Acomys russatus (golden spiny mouse)
Lineage: Eukaryota; Metazoa; Chordata; Mammalia; Rodentia; Muridae
Gene: Ulk1
Product: unc-51 like autophagy activating kinase 1
Exons: 28
Coding region: 25-3162 (1045 amino acids)
Biological process (GO): axonogenesis; signal transduction; peptidyl-serine phosphorylation
Cellular component (GO): autophagosome; cytoplasm
Molecular function (GO): ATP binding; protein serine/threonine kinase activity
Source: RefSeq, a predicted model, not a curated record
CCGCGCCCCCGGCCCGCGCGCGCCAUGGAGCCGGGCCGCGGCGGCGUCGAGACCGUGGGCAAGUUCGAGUUCUCCCGCAAGGACCUGAUUGGUCACGGCGCCUUCGCUGUGGUCUUCAAGGGUCGCCACCGCGAGAGGCACGACCUGGAGGUGGCCGUCAAAUGCAUUAACAAGAAGAACCUUGCCAAGUCUCAGACACUGCUGGGAAAGGAAAUCAAAAUCCUGAAGGAACUAAAGCACGAAAACAUUGUGGCGCUGUAUGACUUCCAGGAAAUGGCCAAUUCUGUCUACCUGGUCAUGGAGUACUGUAAUGGUGGAGACCUGGCUGACUACCUGCACACCAUGCGCACCCUGAGUGAAGACACCGUCAGGCUGUUCCUGCAACAGAUCGCUGGUGCCAUGCAGCUCUUGCACAGCAAGGGCAUCAUCCACCGCGAUUUGAAGCCCCAGAACAUUCUGCUGUCUAAUCCUGGGGGUCGCCGUGCCAACCCCAGUAACAUCCGAGUCAAGAUUGCUGACUUUGGAUUCGCCCGGUACCUCCAGAGCAACAUGAUGGCGGCCACACUCUGUGGUUCUCCUAUGUACAUGGCCCCUGAGGUCAUCAUGUCCCAGCACUACGAUGGGAAGGCUGACCUGUGGAGCAUUGGCACCAUUGUCUACCAGUGUCUGACAGGGAAAGCCCCUUUUCAGGCCAGCAGCCCUCAGGACUUGCGUCUGUUUUAUGAGAAGAACAAGACACUAGUUCCUGCCAUCCCACGGGAGACAUCAGCUCCCCUGCGGCAGCUGCUCCUAGCUCUGUUGCAACGUAACCACAAGGACCGCAUGGACUUUGAUGAAUUUUUCCACCACCCUUUCUUAGAUGCCAGCACCCCCAUCAAGAAGUCCCCACCUGUGCCUGUGCCCUCAUACCCAAGCUCAGGGUCCGGCAGCAGCUCCAGCAGCAGCUCUGCGUCCCACCUGGCGUCUCCACCGUCCCUGGGGGAGAUGCCACAGCUGCAGAAGACCCUUACCUCCCCAGCCGACGCUGCUGGCUUUCUGCAGGGCUCCCGGGACUCCGGUGGCAGCAGCAAAGAUUCUUGUGACACAGAUGACUUUGUCAUGGUCCCAGCCCAGUUUCCAGGUGAUCUGGUAGCUGAGGCAGCCAGUGCCAAGCCCCCACCUGACAGCCUACUAUGUAGUGGGAGCUCGCUGGUGGCCUCUGCUGGCCUAGAGAGCCAUGGCCGCACCCCAUCUCCCUCUCCGACUUGCAGCAGUUCUCCCAGCCCCUCUGGCCGGCCCGGUCCCUUUUCCAGCAACAGGUACGGUGCCUCGGUCCCCAUUCCUGUCCCCACUCAGGUGCACAACUACCAGCGCAUCGAGCAGAACCUGCAGUCGCCAACUCCACACCAGGCAGCCCGGUCUUCGGCCAUCGGAAGGACAGAUAGCACUAGCCCCUUGGGCUUUGCUCGGGCCAGCCCAUCACCUCCAUCCCACACUGAUGGAGCCAUGCUGGCCAGGAAGCUGUCACUAGGAGGUGGCCGUCCCUACACACCCUCUCCCCAAGUGGGAACCAUCCCUGAGCGGCCCAGCUGGAGCAGAGUGCCCUCCCCACAAGGAGCUGAUAUGCGAGCUGGCAGGUCACCACGGCCAGGCUCCUCUGUGCCUGAGCACUCUCCACGAACCACUGGGCUGGGCUGCCGCCUGCACAGCGCCCCCAACCUGUCCGACUUCCAUGUUGUGCGCCCCAAGCUGCCUAAGCCCCCGACAGACCCACUGGGAGCCACCUUCAGCGCACCCCAGGCCAGUGCACCCCAGCCAUGCCCAGGGCUACAGUCUUGCCGGCCACUGCGUGGCUCACCUAAGCUGCCUGACUUCCUACAGCGGAGUCCCCUGCCCCCCAUCCUAGGCUCUCCCACCAAGGCUGGGCCCUCGUUUGACUUCCCCAAAGCCCCCAGCUCUCAGAAUUUGCUGACCCUGUUGGCUCGGCAGGGUGUAGUAAUGACACCACCUCGGAACCGCACACUGCCUGACCUCUCAGAGGCGGGUCCUUUUCAGGGCCAGCAGCUGGGCUCUGGCCUGCGGCCUGCUGAAGACACCAGGGGCCCCUUUGGCCGGUCCUUCAGCACCAGCCGCCUUACAGACCUGCUGCUUAAGGCUGCAUUUGGGACGCAGGCCUCUGACUCGGGCAGCACCGACAGCUUGCAGGAGAGACCUAUGGAGAUUGCUCCCUCUGCUGGCUUUGGAGGGACCCUGCAUCCAGGACCCCGUGCUGGAGGGGCCAGCAGCCCAGCACCUGUGGUAUUCACUGUGGGCUCCCCACCCAGUGGGUCCACACCGCCCCAGGGCACCCGCACCAGAAUGUUCUCAGUGGGCUCUGCCGGCUCCUCCUCUGCCCGCCACUUAAUGCCUGGGGCCUGUGGUGAGGCCUCUGAGCUCUCUGCCCCAGGCCACUGCUGUAGCCUUGCUGACCCCCUUGCCGCCAACUUGGAAGGGGCUGUGACCUUCGAGGCUCCUGACCUCCCAGAGGAGACCCUCAUGGAGCAAGAGCACACGGAGACCCUGCACAGCCUGCGCUUCACACUUGCGUUUGCACAGCAAGUUUUGGAGAUUGCAGCCCUGAAGGGUAGUGCCAGCGAGGCGGCCGGGGCCCCCGAGUACCAGCUCCAGGAAAGUGUAGUGGCUGACCAGAUAAGCCAGCUGAGCCGAGAAUGGGGCUUUGCAGAGCAGCUGGUCCUGUACCUGAAGGUGGCAGAGCUGCUGUCCUCAGGCCUUCAGACUGCCAUUGACCAGAUCCGAGCUGGCAAGCUCUGCCUUUCGUCUACUGUGAAGCAGGUGGUGCGCAGACUGAACGAGCUGUACAAGGCCAGCGUGGUGUCCUGCCAGGGCCUCAGCUUGCGGCUUCAGCGCUUCUUCCUGGACAAGCAGCGGCUGCUGGAUGGGAUCCAUGGUGUCACCGCUGAGCGGCUCAUCCUCAGCCAUGCUGUACAGAUGGUGCAGUCGGCCGCCCUAGACGAGAUGUUUCAGCACCGAGAGGGUUGCGUGCCACGCUAUCACAAAGCCCUGCUGCUGCUGGAGGGGCUGCAGCACACACUCACAGACCAGGCGGACAUUGAGAACAUCGCCAAGUGCAAGCUGUGCAUCGAGAGGAGACUCUCAGCCCUGCUGAGUGGCAUCUGUGCCUGACCACCUGCUGCCAGCCUUCAGAGCAGGGCCAGGACCUGGCAGACUGUCCUCCACACUGAUCCGAUGGUGCUGAGACUGCUGCCAGCCAGCUUUAGCAGGGUGCUGCACAGUGGACCUGUGCGGACUGGUGCAACUCUUGCUUCCUAGGCUGCCAGUCUCUGCUGGUAGGGCGACAUCAGCGUGCCAGGGACAGCUCCCUUGCCCACUUCCCCAGCUGGCUCCUUUGGCAAACAGGUAUGGCGUCGAGAGGUGGUAGGCUGGUGAGUGUGGGCAUCUGCCACCUGCGGAACUCAAGGCAGCCCUGUGGACAGGCAAGGCCCUGAGACUGUUGCUGACUCCAAGCCAAAGCAAGCAUUUUCUCACAGCUCACUUGCCCCAUUGUUAGGCCAAGAAAAAAGGGUGUGGCCUUUUGAUCUCUCUAGGAACCUCUCCCUUUGAGACUACCCACCCAGCUUUGUAAAUCACCGGAGCACUUUAUGCAGACAGAGACUGGAGAACCUCAGCCAGCAGUGUGGGCUGCUGGGAACUUGCCUCCCGUUCCUGGCUCUUGUCCUUCACCAUGCUGUAUAGAUGCUGGACCAUGUCUAUGUGUAUAAAUAGCCCAGUGUUCGCCUCCAUCUGUGUCUGGUCCUUGGAGGAAAGCCACAGGCUUGCCUUCUAGGGGAUAGUCCUUUCGUUCAAAUGUUCGUUGGGCACAGGCGCCGCGUGAAGCACUGUGCUUUUUAAAGU